Molecule: messenger RNA, 8428 nt
Organism: Symphalangus syndactylus (siamang)
Lineage: Eukaryota; Metazoa; Chordata; Mammalia; Primates; Hylobatidae
Gene: GLCE
Product: glucuronic acid epimerase
Biological process (GO): heparan sulfate proteoglycan biosynthetic process
Cellular component (GO): Golgi apparatus
Molecular function (GO): heparosan-N-sulfate-glucuronate 5-epimerase activity
Source: RefSeq, a predicted model, not a curated record
UGCCUCUGGCCUCCAAAGUUUCUGAUGAGAAACAUGAUGAUAACCUUCUUGAGAGUCUCUUGUAUAUGAUAAGUCUCUUUCUUACUGAUUUUAAGAUCCUCACUUUGUCUUUGGCUUUUGAUAGUUUCAUUAUACUAUAUCCCAGUAUGGGUCUCUGAGUUCAUGCUACUUGGAGUUUGUUGAGCUCCUGGGAUGUUUAUACUCAUGUCUUUCAUCAAACUUUGGAAGUUUUUCAUCAUUAUUCAUGUAAUCUCUUUGCCUCUUUCUCUUUUCUCCUCCUUUUGAAACUCCCACAAUGUAUAUACUCAUCCAGUUGAUGGUGUCCCACAGAUCUCUUAGAUUCUCUUCAUUUUUCUUCAGACUUUUUUUUUUCUGUUCCUCAGAGUCAUAGUUGCAAUUGUCCUAACCUGAAGUUAGCUGAUUCUUCAGCCUGCUCAGAUAUGCCUUUGAAUCUGUAUAGUGAAUUUUUCAUUUUGUACUUUUCAGCUCCAGAAUUUCUCUUUGGUUCUUUUUUAGGUUCUGUACCUCUAUUGAUAUUUACACGUUUUUCAUACAUCAUUUUCUUGAUUCUGUCUGCAUCUUCCGUUUGUUCUUUGCACAUCUUUAAGACAGCAUUUUUAGAGCUAUGGUAGAUUUGCCAUCAGGUCUGUUUCAAGGACAAUUUCUAUGAUUUAUUUUUUGCCUUUGAAUGUGCCAUACUUUCCUGUUUCUUUGUAUGCCUUGUGAUUUUCUGUUGUUGUUGAAAACUAGACAUUUAAAUCUAUUAAUGUGAUAAGUCUGGAAAUCAGAUUUUCUCCUUUCACUAGGGCUUGUUGUUUUAGUAUUAUUUUUGUUUAUUGUUUUUGGUUUUUGUAGACUGGGUAAGGAAACAGGGAUCAGCCUGUGUCAGGGAUAGAAAUAUAAACUUAAGGUCUUCCCAGGUAUUUUCUUUGCAUCUUUUCCUGGGCAUGCAUGAUCAUUUUCCAAUUUUGUCCAUAUUUACAGUUGUUUUUGAAUGUCCCAGUCUUUAAUAUCUGGCUCCCAAAAGGAGAAAAAGAGAAAAAUAAAUACAGGAAGAAAAAUUGGCUCUGGCCCUUUAACUUCUCUGGAAGUCAUUUCAGGGGAGCAGAGGGGCUCUUGCAACACUGGGAGGAGGUGCAACAACAAUGGCUGGCACCCUCUUUGAUUACACCCAUGUGAUCUUUGGCAACAAUCAGUGAUCAGAGUACAGAUCUCUAUACUUGGAGGACAAGGUCCUUUUUGCCGUGGGCUCCUGCAAGCUGAGUACAAACUGCUCCAGGAGCACAUGCACAGCUGCCUGCCAGAGAGCUAGGAGUGGAGGAUGGUUUACUGCAACUGUGUUAAGAGCUGAAAAUGACCCAAAUUAAUGCACUUUAUCAUUUAGUCCUUCUCUUGGAAGUUGCAAGCCUUCAGUGGACUACAGAGUUCCAAGAUAGUUACUUGAGACAGGUUCUGCCAGUGCAGUUGUUGUCUAAGUUGGAAGACAGAUUCCUGGUGGUUCCUACUUUGUCAUCUUUCUUGAAUCCCUCUGUGAUUUCUUAUGGCAGAAAUUAUGUUAAUAGUAAACUCAACAUAAGUGAUACAGUUUUUUGGUUCUUAAUAAAUUAGGUUUUUGCUUUUUGUGUUUAGAAUGGCAGACCAAGGUAACUAUGCUUGUGGUUUUAUGGCUUAUGGUACUACAUAUACCCAUAGUGAUAUAAUAUGUCUAAAAAGGUAUGAUUCUUGGUAUUAGGAAUAAAAGGCUUCAUUAGCCAAAUAUUUUAAAGCUGUUUUUUUUUCUUUUUUGCAGGGCAGAGGUGGAGAGGGGUUAGAUGAUUUCAUCUACCCUACAGUUGGCAUAAUAAAGAGUAAGCCCUUAGUUUUGGGAAUGUAUGCAGUAAGCUAGGCAUCCUUGCAUCAGCUCUCAUAGAAGUAUCUGUCCUCCUAGUCUUCAGUAAACAUUAGGAUAUACCAGGACUUACAUUCUGUACCACAGAGUUCAGCAUUCAAUUAAAUAUGGUCUUAUAUCAUAGUCUAAAUAAUUUGUUAAUAAUUAUAAGGUUUUGAGGGGCAGUUGUUAUGCCUCUUGUUUGUACACACAGUGCCUAGUAGGUAUUCAGUAAACACUUGUUGAUUAGGUUAUCAUGUAUAAGCAAUAAUUUUUUUGUGGAAUAAUGAAGGUCUUGAAACUUGAGUAGACAUUAGACUGAAAGUAUGCACAACUCCCUGUGAAUUAUGCAUAAAUUUAUAGAUUUGAACUUUGACUUGCAUACUAAGGAUUCUUUUACUGUUUUUAGAGUGGUAGUGCUGAUAUUUCCUAACAUUUACUGAGUACUUUCUGUGUUCCUGGCAUCGAUCUAAACAAUUUACAUACAAUAACUCAUUUAAUACUACCUUAUGAAGUAUUCUUUAAAUCCAUAUGGUAUAUGAGGAAACUAAGAUAUAAACAAGUUAAAUCUUUUCUUAAAUACACAGAGUUAAUAAGUGAUAGAGCCAGGAUUCAAAUCCAGAAAAAAACAGCUAAAAGCCUACAUCCUUAACUUCUAUGUUAUACUGCCUCCCAGUGUUACGUAUAUUAUGUUUCCAAUUUUUAUUGGAUUUAAGGGCCUAAAUUCAUCAAACCUCACUCCUCUAAACACACACACGCGCGCGCGCUCGCGCACACACACACACACACACACCUAUUUUAAUCCUUUGUUAUUAGAUACAGUUAUUAGACCAUCUUGGGAUCAUGGCGUUUUUCUGUAACUUAAACUACCUACCUUUAGGUGAAUUGAGUUAGAAUUGAGUAUUUGACACAAAUAUUACUUCUAUUCCAGAUUAUGAACAUUUCAAAACUCUAUUUCAUGAGUAAUAAACGUGAUUUUGGCAAUAUUCCAAACACUGCUGUUGUUGGAAGUGUUAGGCUAGAUAGAAUUCUGAGUACUUUAUUAAGUUAAAUAGACACUGACAGGAAUAUUUUUAUAAAGAUCUGAUAAGCCUUCUGGUCUGUAUAAACCCAGUCUGUCCUACAAGUGUACAAAUGCAGAAGAUAGCAAAAUCUGAGAAAUGUUAUAGUCAAUCAGUCACUCCUAAAAUGUAGGUUUUUACUUUGUCCAUAGUGUUUAUUGCAAAACAGCAUAGGAAUAAUGGGGUCUUAAGAGUAAAGCUCAGUUGCCAAAUAGGAAAGCUUAUACUAAAAUGGAUUCCAAUUUCUUAGUGAAAAUCAAAACUUGAUUUCAUAUAAAGUAUAAGAAUUUCAUGUUCACGAACAUCCCUAAUCCAUAAAUCAAGACUUUUAAUAUAGAUUUCAUCUCUUCAGACAGAGUGAGCUUGCUUGCUUGCUUUUUUUUAUUUUUUUUUUUUUGAGACCUAAUUUUUCUCUUGUCACCCAGGCUGGAGUGCAGUGGCAUGAUAUCGGCUCACUGCAACCUCUGCCUCCCAGGUUCAAGCGAUUCUCCUGCCUCAGCCUCCUGAGUAGCUGGGAUUACAGGCGCCCACCACCACACUCAGCUAAUUUUUGUACUUUUAGUAGAGAUAGAGUUUCGCCAUGUUGGCCCGGCUGGUCUCGACCUCCUGACCUCAGAUGAUCCACCCGCCUCAGCCUCCCAAAGUGCUGGAAUUACAAGUGUGAGCCACCGUGCCCAGCCAAGCGUAUGGUCUGAAUAUGCGUUGCUUGGCAGCUCGGGUCAACUAUAAGACUUUGAUUAUUAUCUGCGCACUCUUCACUUUGGUCACAGUACUUUUGUGGAAUAAAUGUUCCAGUGACAAAGCGAUCCAGUUUCCACGGCGUUUGAGUAGUGGCUUCAGAGUGGAUGGGUUUGAAAAAAGAGCAGCAGCAUCUGAGAGUAACAACUAUAUGAACCACGUGGCCAAACAACAGUCUGAGGAAGCACUCCCUCAGGAACAGCAGAAAGCACCCCCUGUUGUUGGGGGCUUCAAUAGCAAUGUGGGAAGUAAGGUAUUAGGGCUCAAAUAUGAAGAAAUUGACUGUCUCAUAAAUGAUGAACAUACAAUUAAAGGGAGACGAGAGGGGAACGAAGUCUUUCUUCCAUUCACUUGGGUUGAGAAAUAUUUUGAUGUUUAUGGAAAGGUGGUUCAGUAUGAUGGCUAUGAUCGGUUUGAAUUCUCUCAUAGCUAUUCCAAAGUCUAUGCACAGAGAGCCCCCUAUCACCCCGAUGGUGUGUUUAUGUCUUUUGAAGGCUACAAUGUGGAAGUCCGAGACAGAGUCAAGUGCAUAAGUGGGGUUGAAGGUGUGCCAUUAUCUACACAAUGGGGACCUCAAGGCUAUUUCUAUCCAAUCCAGAUUGCACAGUAUGGGUUAAGUCAUUACAGCAAGAAUCUAACUGAGAAACCUCCUCACAUAGAGGUAUAUGAAACAGCAGAAGACAGAGACAAAAACAACAAGCCUAAUGACUGGACUGUGCCAAAGGGCUGCUUUAUGGCUAAUGUGGCUGAUAAGUCUAGAUUCACCAAUGUCAAACAGUUUAUUGCACCAGAAACCAGUGAAGGUGUAUCCUUGCAACUGGGAAACACAAAAGAUUUUAUUAUUUCAUUCGACCUCAAGUUCUUGACAAAUGGAAGUGUGUCCGUGGUUCUAGAGACCACAGAAAAGAAUCAGCUCUUCACUAUACAUUAUGUCUCAAAUGCUCAGCUAAUUGCUUUUAAAGAAAGAGAUAUAUACUAUGGCAUUGGGCCCAGAACUUCAUGGAGCACAGUUACCAGGGACCUGGUCACUGACCUCAGGAAAGGAGUGGGUCUUUCAAACACAAAAGCUGUCAAGCCAACCAAAAUAAUGCCCAAGAAGGUGGUUAGGUUAAUUGCAAAAGGUAAGGGAUUCCUCGACAACAUUACCAUCUCUACCACAGCCCACAUGGCUGCAUUUUUUGCUGCUAGUGAUUGGCUAGUAAGGAAUCAGGAUGAGAAAGGUGGCUGGCCAAUUAUGGUGACCCGUAAGUUAGGGGAAGGGUUCAAGUCUUUAGAGCCAGGUUGGUAUUCUGCCAUGGCCCAAGGGCAAGCCAUUUCUACAUUAGUCAGGGCCUAUCUGUUAACAAAAGACCAUAUAUUCCUCAAUUCAGCUUUAAGGGCAACAGCCCCUUAUAAGUUUCUAUCUGAGCAGCAUGGAGUUAAAGCUGUGUUUAUGAAUAAACAUGACUGGUAUGAAGAAUAUCCAACCACACCUAGCUCUUUUGUUUUAAAUGGCUUUAUGUAUUCUUUAAUUGGGCUGUAUGACUUAAAAGAAACUGCAGGGGAAAAACUCGGAAAAGAAGCAAGGUCCUUGUAUGAGCGUGGCAUGGAAUCUCUUAAAGCCAUGCUGCCCUUGUAUGACACUGGCUCAGGAACCAUCUAUGACCUCCGUCACUUCAUGCUUGGCAUUGCUCCUAACCUGGCUCGCUGGGACUAUCAUACCACCCACAUCAAUCAGUUGCAGCUACUCAGUACCAUUGAUGAGUCCCCAAUCUUCAAAGAAUUUGUCAAGAGGUGGAAAAGCUACCUUAAAGGCAGCAGGGCAAAGCACAACUAGAGCUCACAACCAAAAUUAUACUUCAGCCUCUGCUGUACACAGAAACUACAAGCUCUGUCUCAGGAGAGCAUAGGCACAUUUUAAAAGGUUAUGUACUAGGUUUUUGUGGAUUCUAUCAAAGUGAUAAGUGAUCCUUAAAACCAGCCUUCUAAAAUAAUUGCAUUCCAUGGGUUGUGUAUUUAGAAAUGUAGGUGGCAUUUAGAACACAAUGUUUAAUCAAUGGGCUGAACAAAGAUGCUUCACUUUGCCUUGCCCAUCACCCUAUACAGUUUUGCAGAUAGUCUAGUCACUCUAUGUGAGAAAGAUAAUGGUAAGUAGAUGCUACUGGCCAACUGUCUAGCACUUACCUGAAAACUUAGUAUGGAGCUCUUUUAAAAUGUGAUUAUUUAUAUUUAUGUUGAAAGCAGACUUUAAAAAAAAUAAUGUGCUGUAAUACAGUAAAUAUGUACUUGUAGCCUGGAUAGCAGACUGUGUUCAACUUUUUAAAAAGAUGUUUCCUUUCUAUAGAUUAAUUUCUUGGGAGCAAAUGAGUAUUUGUUGCAUUUGUUCAAUUUGUUGUAUAUGGUGAAUAUUUAAUUAUGGUUUUCUUGAAAUGUGUAAAUUAAAAACACAAUCAGUGUUCAGGCUUCACAGUUAUAUAAUGUAAGCACAACUAAAAUGAAACUUGUUGACUGCACAAGAAACUACAAAAAUGUUUCUGUUUUGAAACUUUAUCUACAAUCAGUAAAAGUUUGAUAAUCAGUAUAUCCCUCCCCAACCCCCAUUGUGACAGUUUCUUUUUGUCACUAUCUAGAAUUUUGUAUUUUAUUUCAGACUAUACCUUGGAGUUUUGUAUAUUUUGAGAGAGAUAUUUUUGGGACAUUAUUUUGGAAACUUAUUACAAAUCUAAAUUUGGAAAGGAGCUAGUAGCUUUAAGGCCACCACCAUGUUUUACUUUUUUAGGAUUUUUCCCCCUUUAAAUAAAAAUAUUAGAUCAAAUACUAUAUACAAGAAUCAUAGCAAAGUUUUUUUUUUUCCUACCAAGAUCAUUCUUGAUCAUCAGCUUCCCAAACUAGUGAGUCUGUGCAUCAUUGGGUUUUUUUUUAAUUUAAUUUUAAAUUAUUCCAGCUAUUAGAUAGAAGGGAUGUUACUGCAUUUAUAUGUAAUCAGAUCUUUAUUCAGGUACACAUAUCCCCCUAUACCACACAUAAAUAGAUUUCAGAGCCCCCAUACAAUGGGCAGUGUCUGCUAUAGGGCUUCAGGCAUUAAGUAAAACCGAGGGUUGUUGAUUUUGCUGUGACAGUACACUAAAUCAAUACUAUAUCUUAUACAGUUUGAAAAUAUGAUACCCUACACUUUCAGGGGACCGAGUCUGACAAACACAAUGCAUUUAUCUGUGACCUAUAUCAAGUACACAUUUAGGAGCCAGGUAGGUUACCUGCUUACACACUAUAUUUUAAUUGAAUUCAAACUACCAAGCACUACUUAGAAACUGGAAAACAUAUAUAUGUUAGCAUCAAAGGGGGCAGAAGCAAAGAAGAUACAGAUCUGCACUGAAGACAUUAAACUGGCCAUAGAAAAGUAAGCUUGAACUCCCAAUUGAUGUGACCACACUCUUCUUAAUUUUGCUCACAAUAAAAACACUUUUGAGUUAUUAGGCUUUUGACCUUUGCAUUUCACAUAUGUUAGAUGUCUCAGCAAGAAUAUCUGGUCUCCCCUAAUUUUUAUUCCCAGUGCCGAUGUUCAAAAUAAACUUUCUCCAAUCUGGGAACCUUUUUUACCUUCCCAUGUUUGUUAUUUAGAAUGGUUCAUACGUCUGCUUUGUUUGCAUACUGGUCUUCAGAUUAUGAGACUCGAUGAUAACAGUAUGGUACUGCUUCUGUGACAAAUAUCGUGCCUUAACAAUGUGGCUGUCCUUUUCCACUAAUGAAGGAAAGACUUUUUGAUCUAGAAAUAGCGUUGUGAUUUCUUUGCUGUUGGUUUUACACUGCCUUCACAUUGCAACAGCAACUCGAUUUGUCUUGUGAUCCCAGAAUUUUCUAAGAGGAUGAGUUGAACCUAUAGCAGCAUUGUCAGUACAGACCAGUGGUUCUCAAACUUUAAAAUGCCUCAGCAUCACUUGGGAGCUUAUUGAAAUGCAGAUCCCAGAGUAAGUAAAUCUGCCUGUGAAGUAUGAUAGUCUGCAUUUGUAAUGAGCAUUCAAGUGAUUCUGAUGCAGGUGAGCUGGGAGCAUACAGGGAGGAACACUGCCCUAGACUAUCCAUUGCAUUUUUGCCUCUAAACAACUACAGAAUUUUCUAGGGUUUUAAAUUAUGUAAAAUGUUUACUUAUUCUGAGCUUAGAGAGAAUGGGGAGGGUAUUUUUAAAUUUUAUUGUUUUGUUUCUUUAAAUUUUUCUUUGCUUUAAGAUUAUAGGUGUUAGGUUUGUUUUUGUUUUUCCACUUAUCUUGAGUUCACUUUGAUGUUAAAUCUAUUGCUACUUCAGUUGUAAAACCAGCCAAAAGUUUCUGGAUGAAGGUCAAGUUUGACCUUUUAGGAGUUAUUGUACAUAAAGGCUUCAUCCAAGAACCAUCCAGCGCACAGAAGCAAAUGCAAAAAUGACACAAGCACAACUCUCCAGACGUGGCUCCUUCUUUCUCAGUGCAGACUCUCACUGAAAGCUGCUAUUUUCAUCCUCCUUGUGGUUGCUUUUCUUGUUUCUCUUCCAUUGUACAUGUGGGUUAUAUACCAUAUGUUAAAUAUGCAAUAAAGUGUUUACAGGAUGCCCUUCUGAAGGGUAGUCCUUUGUAAAGCUGUACAGACUUUGCAGUUUAAGCACAAUGUGCACAUGUUAGUUUUAUAUACAGCAAAACUUGAUUUUUUGCAGAUGGAAAGGUAUUUUGUUUCUAUACAAAGUAAAUGGAUUGUUUGUGCUUAAUGUAAAGCUGCUUUAUAAAACUGUAAAAUAAAGUUUUUUUCUUAAAAAUAA